Plasmodium coatneyi is the source of this 2682-nucleotide messenger RNA. RefSeq names its product Rna helicase. The transcript has a single exon. The coding region runs from base 1 to 2682 and encodes 893 amino acids. The record is from RefSeq and is a predicted model, not a curated record. Gene Ontology annotation, cellular component: nucleus. Gene Ontology annotation, molecular function: ATP binding; RNA binding; RNA helicase activity. NCBI's taxonomy places the organism in Eukaryota, Apicomplexa, Aconoidasida, Haemosporida, Plasmodiidae.
AUGAAUUACGGUAACAAUAACAUGAACACUGUGGGCUUUAACGAAGGCGAUGAUGACAGAAGCACGUACGUUAGAAACAACUACAUGUCUAACAUGAACGAAUCUCCUUCGUACAACCAGGGGAAAAACAUGCAGAUGGAGGAAAAUGCUAAUCCACACAUGUUUAACCAAAUGAGAAACAAAAGGGAAGUAAGCAACAACGUGAUGACCGCCGGUGGAAAUGGAAACCCUGGAAACAGGAAUUUUUACGAUGGCAAUGUGAACAGCGAUGGCUACAUGAUGGGAGGAGACGGUGCUGUGAGAAGUUCAGAAAAUGGCAUGACUGGAUCAGGAUAUGUAAACUACUCAGAUAAUGGCAACAACAAUAGCAACAGCACCAACAGCAGUAACAACAACAACGUUGGUGGAGGAAACCAAGACAACAGUUAUAAAAAAAAAUUCGGAAAUAACAACUAUCAUGAAAAUCCAAGUAACGAGAAGAAUCCCGUAGGGAUGUCUCCACAUCACCAGCAUAAGAAAGGAGGUGCAGGAGGCGCCGGCGGAAAUUUCAUGGAUAGGGGUAACAUGAAUAAAAGUAAAAUCGAAAACGGAAUGAUCUCUAGCAAUGUACGAACGAACAGUGCGAACGAUCCAAGUAACGACAACACGAAUAACAACAACAAUAAUAAUAACAAUAAUUACAAUUAUGAGAAGCCAAGAUAUAAGCCCCCCAUGCUUAGAAACCAGCCAAACACGAACAGGAGCAACUUUGGAAGAAUGAACUAUAACAGGGGAUCAGGUGGAGGAGGAAAUCCAGCGUUUGGAAGAAAUCAUAACGUCCCCAAAACGGCGUGGGCAAAUAGAGAUAAUAGAAGAUAUUACCCAGAAAAGGAAGAAGAAAUAUAUGCCAAUGUGAAGAAUGAAAAGGGGGUCAAUUUCGAUUUGUACGAUAGUAUCCCAGUGGAAAUAAAAGGAUACAAUAGCGAGAAUAUCAUUCCAAUAGAUAAUUUCGAUGACGUAGGAUUAAAUUUGCAUGAAAUAUUGUUAGCCAAUAUUAAGAGAGUAAAUUACGACAAAACAACCCCGAUACAGAAAUACAGUUUAAGUAUCAUUAUGAAUAAGAAUGAUCUAAUUGGGGUUGCCCAGACAGGAAGUGGAAAAACGGCAGGAUAUCUCCUACCCAUCAUUAACCAUAUGUUAUUAAAUGAUCCACCUAAGCAUACCUACUAUGAGGAAAACCAGAGAAGCUCCAGCUAUUAUUAUAACAGAGUUUGCUUACCCGUAUGUUUAAUUCUAGCCCCCACGAGAGAAUUAGCAGUGCAAAUUUUUUAUGACUCGAAGAAGUUUUGCUUCGAAACGGGAAUUAAGCCAGUGGUUCUAUACGGAGGUAGUAAUAUCAAAAUGCAACUAUCCAACUUGGACAAAGGGGCGGACAUAAUUGUUGCAACUCCAGGAAGAUUAAACGACAUUUUGGAGAAGGGAAAAAUUAAACUCUUCCUCACGUCCUUCUUAGUUCUAGAUGAAGCAGAUCGAAUGCUGGACAUGGGAUUUUCUCCACAGAUAAGAAGCAUAAUGUAUGAUUAUGACAUGCCAGGAAAUGAUAACGAAUCUCGUAUGAACACAAACCAAAUGGAAUACAAACGAUACACAAACGAAAUUGUGAAAAGACAAACCAUCAUGUUUAGUGCCACGUUUAGGAAGGAAAUACAAGUGCUAGCCAAGGAGUAUUUAUACAAUUAUACCUUUUUACAAAUCGGCAAAGUUGGAAGUACAAAUGAAUAUAUUAAACAAAAUUUGAUAUACAUAGAGGAAGAAAACAAAUGUAAUUAUCUGCUAAAAUUGUUAUCCGAAAAUAACAACGGGUUAACCAUUAUUUUUGUGGAAACAAAGAGAAAGGCAGACAUAUUAGAACGAUUCCUUAACAGCCAAAAGUUAAAUGCCGUAUGUAUUCAUGGGGACAAGAGCCAAGACGAAAGAGAGAGAGCUUUAAAAUUAUUCAAAAGGGGAAUCAAAAAUAUGUUAGUAGCAACAGAUGUAGCUGCUAGAGGUCUCGAUAUAUCCAACAUUAAGCACGUCAUUAAUUUUGACCUACCCAGCAAUAUAGACGAUUAUAUUCAUAGAAUAGGUAGAACAGGUAGAGCCGGAAAUAUAGGAAUUGCUACAUCAUUCGUUAAUGAUGACAACAGGAAUAUAUUUAAAGAUUUGUUAGCCACGUUGGAAGAAUGUAACCAGGCUAUACCACGCUGGUUCCUCAAUUUGGUCAUGAGAUACACAGCAAGUGCGAAAUCGAAUAGAACAUUCAGAUACAAUAAGCCAAGCAAAGGAGGUAGGGGAAACUUCUCCAGGUAUAACAACAAUAGCAACUUUGGAUUUAGCCAAAGUGGAAGCGGCAACAACCCCUUUAACAAUAACUCGUACAACCAGCACUCCCCAUUCAGUAACAACCAACACGGCAUGGGGAACAACAGCGGGUUCUCCAGCUCCCCCUUUAAUAACAACAACAGUGGCAUGUAUGGAAACAGCGGCUUUAACAACAAUGGUGGUGGAAGCAGCCCUUAUGGAAAUAACUCAGGAGGAAUGAACCCAUUCAACAGUAACAGCAACGGCAAGUUUAACAACAACUACGGGCAUAAGAAGUUUGACGAUCAGAGGUUCCAGAGGUCGAAUUUUCAGGGCGCUGACGAGAGUGUAGACGGUUGGUAA